AUGGACGACAAGGACGUUCGGACUAACAGCGGCGUUCGAUCAGGAUCCGUGAGCAGUACGAGAGACGUCAAGGUUCUCAGUGAUGGCGUCGACGCCGUCACCGCGGAUGGGGAACACCAUCGCAUGAGUGCGAGCAUGGCCAUCGAUCCAGCUGCUGAGCGCCGACUGGUCUGGAAGUUUGACCUAAGGAUACUGCCCACUCUCGCUGUCAUGUACCUCUUCAACAGUCUCGACAAAUCGAACCUCGGCAACGCCAAAACAGCAGGCCUCGAAAAGGAUCUCGGCCUGCACGGCGACGACUACAACACAAUCCUAUCGGUCUUCUUCGUCCCAUAUGUGCUCACAGCCCCGUUCCUAGGUAUACUUGGCAAGAAGUAUGGUCCGUCCAGGGUGCUACCGUGCAUGAUGUUCUCGUUCGGCUUCUUCACUCUCAUGGUCGUCGCGGCACAGAACUUCGGUGGUCUACUUGCUCUGAGGUGGUUCCUUGGGAUGGCUGAAUCUGCGUUCUUUCCGCUGGUCAUUUACUACCAAACUACAUUCUACAGAAGAGGCGAGCUGGCUAGGAGACUGGCUUUGUUCUACGCCGCCUCCUCGAUUGCGUCUGCAUUCGGCGGUCUGCUCUCCUUUGGAGUAUUCCAAAUCCAUACAGGUAGCCUUGCGAAUUGGAGGUAUCUGUUCAUCAUCGAGGGCAGCUGCUCGAUGAUAUUCGCUCUCUUCGCGUUUUGGUAUCUACCAUACAACGCCCAAUCAGCCAAGUCCUUGACUCCCGAAGAAAAAGAGCUGGCAUUCUAUCGCAUCCAAGUCGAUUCCUCCUCGGUCGUUGGCGAGAAAUUCAACCUCAAGUCUGCUCUAGGUAUCUUGAAGCAUCCAACCAGCUGGAUCAUUCUCGGAAUCGAGAUCUGCCUCGGCGUCCCCCUCCAAUCCGUCUCCCUCUUCCUUCCCGUCAUCACCAAGGCCCUAGGGUACAGCACGGUGAAGACCAAUCUCUACACCGUCGCGCCCAACAUCACCGGCGCAGCGAUGCUGCUCAUCCUCGCCUUCGCCUCAGACUACACCCGCCUGCGUUUCCCAUUCAUUGCUCUGGGGUUCGCGUUCACGUUCAUCGGGUUUGCGAUCUAUGCUACUACAGACAUUAAGGAGAAUAUCAAUGUGGCGUAUUACUCGUGCUUUAUGAUGACUUGGGGGACGAGUGCGCCUAGUGUGAUUCUGGAUGUGUGGUAUAACAACAAUAUUGCAGAUGAGAAUAAGCGCAUGAUGUUGACUACUUUGGGGGUGCCGGUGGCGAACUUGAUGGGUGUCGUCAGCUCAAACAUCUUCCAGAACAAAGACGCGCCCAAGUACCUCCCAGCACUGAUCACAACGGCUGCAUUCGGCGGAUGCGGGUGUCUCCUGACGUUGAUUCUGGGUGCGUGGAUGAUUACGGACAAUAAGCGGAGGGAUAUAAGGCAUGGGAAGACGGUCAAGGCGAAGGAUAUCCCGUCUGAGAUCUUGAGGGAUGGGCCGAGUGCGCCGGAAUAUCGCUGGUUUCUAUGA
This is a messenger RNA of Cyphellophora attinorum, 1533 nucleotides long. Its product is annotated as putative transporter. Gene Ontology annotation, biological process: transmembrane transport. The transcript is spliced from 6 exons. Gene Ontology annotation, cellular component: membrane. Lineage: Eukaryota; Fungi; Ascomycota; Eurotiomycetes; Chaetothyriales; Cyphellophoraceae. The record is from RefSeq and is a predicted model, not a curated record. The coding region runs from base 1 to 1533 and encodes 510 amino acids. Gene Ontology annotation, molecular function: transmembrane transporter activity.